AUGGCUAGGUUUGCAGAGGCCGAAAGUGCUGCCGAGAGGCUGAACUGGUCGAAACCGACCUCGGCUCGUUGCAUCUCGACCAUGAGAGAUAAAGAUUCUUCCCAAUUGCCGUUGUCACCACAAUUGGCGUACAUUGAGAUGAGCGAGUUUUUGACAUACUCGUCCGGUUCGAAUCCGGAAAGCAAUGCGUGUGCGUGUAAUGGAGUUCCGAAAGUUCGGAGGUUGCGCGUGUCGCAACAAGAUCCGAGCAAGGCAUUCCAUGUAACUAACUCCUUUUCGUGCAUACGUAAGAAAAAUUUCUUAGCUUCGCACGUGGCCCCGCAUUUUCCAUACAUAGUGACCAAUGCAUUCCCGACUGUUGUGUUUUGGUGGAGUCCGGACGUGACUGCGAGUGAGUGGACGAUUUUGCCCUCGGACAGAAAUUUGGCAUUAGCACAGGCAGACAGUGCGCUUGCGAAAGUAACGAAAUUCGUGAAGUUUCCCAUCGUGAUUAAUUCCCUGAACACGCGCAAGGCGUCUAAGAACAUGCCUUCCGAGACAUAA
Molecule: messenger RNA, 543 nt
Organism: Striga asiatica
Lineage: Eukaryota; Viridiplantae; Streptophyta; Magnoliopsida; Lamiales; Orobanchaceae
Source: the annotation of a GenBank genome assembly